Molecule: messenger RNA, 381 nt
Organism: Eimeria tenella
Lineage: Eukaryota; Apicomplexa; Conoidasida; Eucoccidiorida; Eimeriidae
Exons: 5
Coding region: 1-381 (126 amino acids)
Source: RefSeq, a predicted model, not a curated record
AUGUUCUUUAAAUUCCUUUUCCAGGUUGAGUUCCGCCGAUUGCUGGUUUCGUAUUUGAGAGAAAACAAAAAAUGCGUCGAAUACUUCUUGGCCACACCCCCCGGCAAGCGCCUUUUCUACGAGCACACGCAUAACUACUUGCAGCUAAAUCCAGGCCUGCGGGUGGAGGGGGCGGAAGCUGCUGCUCUCGCGGACUUCGCGGGGGCCAGCGGCUCCGAACUUCGCCAAAAACUGCAGACGGCCUUUCGCGGCCUUCAAGAGGCCUACGCCCUCAAGUUCACACUGCAGCGCCUCAACGCCCUGCAGGAGCUUUGCAUGCUGGAGGGAAAGUUUAGGGCAAUUGAACAUGAGCUGCCCCCAGUGAGGCUUUUAGGAUUUUAG